This is a messenger RNA of Saprolegnia parasitica CBS 223.65, 2954 nucleotides long. RefSeq names its product TKL protein kinase. Lineage: Eukaryota; Oomycota; Saprolegniomycetes; Saprolegniales; Saprolegniaceae. Gene Ontology annotation, biological process: protein phosphorylation. The transcript is spliced from 7 exons. Gene Ontology annotation, molecular function: protein kinase activity; ATP binding. The coding region runs from base 1 to 2925 and encodes 974 amino acids. The record is from RefSeq and is a predicted model, not a curated record.
AUGGCCCAGCUCGUGCUCCUCGUGGCCGUGCUCCAGCUCGUGACGAGUGAACUCCACCAAAGCCUCUUGGCCGUGUGCACGGCCUGGGAUGGCGUCACGUGCCCCUUUACGACAGCGGCGCCGCUCGCAUCGCUCUGGGACCGCCGCUCGCAGACGCUGUGCAAGGCGUCCGUGGCCGUGAGCGUCAAGCAGAUCGACUGGCAAAGCAACCUCAUCACGGGCAAAGGCCUCGUGCGCAGCGUCCAAGUCAAUGGCAACGAGCUACUGACGUCGCUCGUGUACCCGUCCGAUGCGUACGUGGCGCCCAACUACCCGCACUGCGACGACUGGUACGACGUGCUCCCGCCCCACGGCAACUACAUCUUGCCAGGGCGCGGCGGCCAGCGCUCGAUCUUGCCCUUCAUUACGAACGCGUCGGUGGCUUUUCAGAUUGAGUUUGAGUGGACGGGCGACCACAGCCAGCGCCACGACUGCUCGUUUGGCGGCAUCUCGUACGUGGGCUUGGCCCAAAUGGACUUGUACUAUGAAAUCCAAGACGACAGCGCCUGUCCGGGCUGGCACCCCAAUACGCACUCGUGGUGCUCGGGCCAUGGCCAAUGCGACUGUGCGACGAGCGAGCAUGCCAACCGCACCUGCACCUGCCAGCCGGGGUACGCGCCGCCCGACUGUGCCAACUGCAUGGACAACUUUUACGGCCGCGCGUGCACGCUCGAGUGUCUUCCAUGCGAAAACGGAGGCGUUUGCAACGCCGGCCCGUCCGGCGACGGCGAGUGCACGUGUGCCCCGGGGUUCGACCCCGCCACGCGAUGUGCGACGUGCCUGCCGUCGUUUUUUGGCCCGACGUGCGACCCGUGUCCGCACUGCCACCACCCACACGGCAACUGCAACGACGGGAUCCGCGGCAACGGUCUCUGCUCGUGCGCGGUCGGCUUCAACGCAUCGAUCAACUGUGCCGACUGCAUGGACUCGUUCUAUGGUCCGAACUGCGUCCCGUGCGAGUCGUGCCAUACGUCCGGGCGCUGCAACCACGGACGCGCCGGCGACGGGUCGUGCAUCUGCUCGGAAGGCUUCUCAGCCGACUCGCGCUGUACGCAAUGCUCCAUCAACUAUUUUGGCGCCAACUGCACGCGCUGCGAGAGCUGCCACGGCCGCGGCUACUGCAACGACACGCUUCUCGGCGACGGCAGCUGUUUAUGCGACGAAGGCUACACGGCCAAUUCGCGCUGCGUGCGCUGCAACGACGGCUGGGACUUCAACCCGACCACGAUGAGCUGUCAGUGCGCGCCCGAACACUUUGGCCCGCACUGCCGGUCGUGCCCGAUCUGCAAGCCCCACGGCCGCUGCAACGCGGGCAACGACGGCGACGGCCGGUGCAUCUGCGACCCCGGGUGGUCGGCCUCGACCAACUGCGUCACGUGCAUGGGCGGGUACUUUGGGCUCGACUGCCAAAUGUGCCGGCGCUGCGGGAAAGGCCGAUGCGACGACGCGCUCCACGGGUCGGGCCGCUGCGUCUGCCGCGAAGGCUGGAGCGCAUCGUCCGACUGCUACAACUGCGCCGAGGGGUACUUUGGCGACAACUGCGCGCCGUGUCCCGAAGAUUGUGGCCACGGCACAUGCAGCAGCGGGCUCCUUGGAUCAGGGGCGUGCUCGUGUCAUCCUGGCUGGGCGUGGUCAGCAGUCGCGCCCUGCACGACGUGCCUGCCCGGGCACACACUCCCCAACUGCUAUCUCUGCCCGGGCUACACCGAGAGCGGUCUGCCGUGCAACGGUCACGGCACGUGUGUGUCGGGCGACGGCGCGGCCGCGUGUGUCUGCGACGCGCGGUUUAGCGGCGCCGGCUGCGACGUCUACGACUUUCCGCUCGCGAUGGUGUGUGCCAUGGGCAUGCUCGCGCUCUCGUCGCUCGGCUUUUGCAUGUGCACGAUGCGUCGGCUCGCUCGGCACCCGCGGUACCCGCCGUUGCACGCCGGCGGCUUGCAUCGACGCUACUCGACGUUCACCGGCGCGUAUGUGGAAAUUUCCGACAUGAGCGACUUGGAAUUUUUCGUGUCGGCCGACUCGCGCGACUGGCUCAUCCCGUUUGAAGCGCUGACGCUGCAGCGCGAGGUCGGCAACGGGACGUCCGGCCAAGUGUUCAAGUCGCUCUACCACAGCGGCGGCGGCAACUCGGUCGUUGCCGUCAAGCGCCUCUACAGCCCCGUGACGGGCCAAGAGUACUUUCAGAGCUUCUUUCGGCGCGAAGUGAGCAUUUUGAGCAAGCUCCACCAUCCAAACGUCGUGCGGUUUUACGGCGUGAGCUACUACAACCGGGUGCUGUACAUUGUGACGGACUUUUGCCGCACGUCGUUAUGCGCGCUGAUUGAAAACCCCGCGUCCAGCGACCCGUUCGAGUCGGGGUUUCUGCUCAAAGUCAUGGGCCAAAUCACGGCCGGCAUGGCGUUUCUGCACAGCCGCAACGUCGUUCACCGGGAUCUCAAGCCCGCGAACGUGCUCUUGAACGACACGGACGACAUCAACAUUUGCGACUUUGGCCUCUCGCGGCUCAUUGACCCGGAACAAACGUCUAUGACCGCCGAGGUGGGCACGCCAAGCUACAUGGCCCCCGAGAUGGCGACGAUGGGCGCGACGCUCUGCUCGACCAAAGGCGACGUCUACUCGUACGGCAUUCUCCUCUACUCGAUGUGGUCUCGCAGCAAGCCGUAUGGGGACCAGGGCAUGAACCCGUUCCAGCUUAUGACGGCGGUCGUCAGCGGCUUGCGACCGGUGAUUCCCAUCAACUGCCCACCGGGCCUCGCACGGCUCAUGCGGCAGUGCUGGGACGCCAACCCGCUGAGCCGACCGAGCUUUCCGGAAAUUAGCCUCCAACUCAAGGACCCGACGCUGCUCCAAAGCGUGCGCGUGCGACCAAGUCCGUCUUCUAAUUAACAAAACACGUGUACUACCUUGUUGCAAGC